This is a messenger RNA of Cantharellus anzutake, 1770 nucleotides long. RefSeq names its product chaperonin GroL. The coding region runs from base 1 to 1770 and encodes 589 amino acids. The transcript has 8 exons. Gene Ontology annotation, molecular function: ATP-dependent protein folding chaperone; ATP binding; protein-folding chaperone binding. NCBI's taxonomy places the organism in Eukaryota, Fungi, Basidiomycota, Agaricomycetes, Cantharellales, Hydnaceae. Gene Ontology annotation, biological process: apoptotic mitochondrial changes; protein refolding; protein import into mitochondrial intermembrane space. Gene Ontology annotation, cellular component: mitochondrial matrix; mitochondrial inner membrane. The record is from RefSeq and is a predicted model, not a curated record.
AUGCAUCAUCUUGGGAGACGUUCCGCAGUUGCUGUCCGGCGUGCAACACCCGUCCUCGCGAGGGGUGCGCACAAGGAGAUAAAAUUUUCUCAUGAAGGUCGUGCCGCUAUGCUCAACGGCAUUGAUGUGCUGUCUAAGGCAGUUAGUGUUACACUUGGCCCUAAAGGUCGCAGUGUCAUCAUUGAGCAGCCUUAUGGUGGACCAAAAAUCACGAAGGAUGGAGUAACUGUAGCAAAGUCCAUUCAACUGAAGGAUAAAUUUGAGAACCUGGGGGCAAAACUGGUGAUUGACGUUGCAAACAAGACAAAUGACAUUGCUGGUGAUGGAACUACGACUGCGACCGUCCUUGCCCGAGCCAUCUACUCUGAGGGCAUCAAGAAUGUCGCCGCCGGGUGCAAUCCUAUGGAUUUACGGCGGGGGUCCCAAAAAGCUGUUGACCAAGUCAUUUCCUUCUUGGAAACUAACAAGCGUGUCAUCACAACUAGUGAUCAGAUAGCUCAGGUUGCAACCAUUUCGGCUAAUGGGGACAAACAUAUUGGCCAAUUGAUUGCUACUGCAAUGGAAAAAGUUGGAAAGGAGGGUGUCAUAACUGUCAAGGAAGGGAAGACGAUCGAGGACGAGAUUGAAAUUACGGAGGGCAUGCGUUUCGACCGUGGCUACAUCUCACCGUACUUCAUCACCGAUGUCAAAUCCCAGAAGUGCGAAUUUGAGAAGCCAUUGGUUCUCCUGUCAGAAAAGAAGAUUUCUGCGCUCCAAGACAUUCUUCCCUCUCUUGAGAUCGCUGCCCAACAGCGCCGUCCCCUUCUCAUUAUUGCUGAAGAUAUCGAUGGCGAGGCACUUGCCGCUUGUAUUCUCAACAAGCUUCGCGGUCAACUUCAGGUUUGUGCCGUCAAGGCGCCCGGCUUCGGCGACAACCGUAAAUCUAUCCUUGGUGAUUUGGCCAUCCUCACUGGUGGAACUGUCUUCUCAGACGAGCUCGACAUCAAGCUCGACAAGGCUUCACCGGAGUACCUCGGCAGCAGCGGCUCCGUCAUCAUCACCAAAGAAGACACCAUCUUCCUUAACGGUGAUGGUGGUAAGGAUGCUGUCACUGCCCGCUGUGAGCAGAUUCGUUCCGUGCUCAAUGAUCCUACAACCAGCGACUAUGAUAAGACUAAGUUGCAGGAACGUCUUGCCAAGCUGAGCGGUGGCGUUGCCGUCCUUAAGGUUGGCGGUGCUUCCGAGGUUGAGGUUGGAGAGAAGAAGGAUCGUUAUGACGAUGCUUUGAACGCAACCCGCGCAGCCGUCGAGGAGGGCAUCGUCCCUGGUGGUGGCGUUGCAUUACUCAGCACCAUCGGAGCUCAGGUCCGAAAGCCAACGUCUUCUGGUUGUUUUCUGUUAAGAGCUUCUCUAUCUCUCAAAGACAUCAAAACGGACAACUUCGACCAACAGUUGGGAGUUUCAAUUAUCCGAGAGGCGUUAUCUCGUCCGAUGCGUGUCAUUGUUGAGAAUGCUGGGAAAGAAGGCGGCGUCGUCAUCGGUCAAUUACUGGAGAAACACGCCAGUGACUUUACAAUCGGUUAUGAUGCUGCAGAGGACAAGAUCGUGAACAUGUUUGAUGCCGGUAUCAUUGAUCCUUUAAAAGUUGUCCGCACUGGUUUGGUGGAUGCCAGUGGUGUGGCUAGCUUGCUAACUACGUCGGAGGCAUGCAUCGUGGAGGCACCUGAAGAAAAGGCUCCUGUAGGUGGCGGCGCUCCAGGGAUGGGAGGAGGAAUGGGUGGCAUGUUUUGA